Phanerochaete carnosa HHB-10118-sp is the source of this 1063-nucleotide messenger RNA. RefSeq lists its product as uncharacterized. The transcript is spliced from 10 exons. The record is from RefSeq and is a predicted model, not a curated record. Gene Ontology annotation, biological process: thiosulfate transport; phosphate ion transmembrane transport; succinate transmembrane transport. Lineage: Eukaryota; Fungi; Basidiomycota; Agaricomycetes; Polyporales; Phanerochaetaceae. Gene Ontology annotation, molecular function: thiosulfate transmembrane transporter activity; antiporter activity; oxaloacetate transmembrane transporter activity. The coding region runs from base 16 to 852 and encodes 278 amino acids.
GGCGUUGGGGGCUCAAUGGCGGCAGCCUUCACCCAUCCUCUAGAUUUGACCAAAGUUCGUCUCCAGACAAUCAAGCCGUCGCCUGGCCAGCCGCAUCCGGGCAUGUUCUCUGUCAUCCGUGCGACCGUCUCGCGAUCAGGCGUCCGGAGUCUCUACACCGGUCUCUCUGCUUCCAUCCUCCGGCAAAUGACCUAUUCGCUCACUCGACUGGGUGCAUAUGAGAAGAUCAAGGAGACUCUCUCUAGAAGUGGGAAACCGUCCGCUACACAAUUGUUUAUAGGUGCCAUGGUUGCUGGUGGUGUCGGUGGGGUUGCUGGUAAUCCCGCAGACAUCCUGCUUGUCCGUAUGACGAGCGACUCCAUCAAGCCGCCAGAACAAAGAUAUAAUUACUCUAACGCCCUAAGCGGCCUAGUAAGCCUCAUCAAAACCGAAGGACUCAAAGGCCUUACUCGCGGGCUAGGCGCGAACACGACGCGAGCUGUCCUCAUGAAUGCCUCCCAAGUAGGAUCAUACGAUUAUAUCAAAACUACACUCGUGGCACAUCGCCUGCCAAUAGUAGACUACCAAUUCCGGGACAAUCUCUUGUGCCACACCGUCUCCAGCUGUCUUGCCGGAACGAUCGCCACCACCGUAUGCGCGCCCGCGGACGUACUUAGGUCGCGCCUCAUGUCUGCGUCCUCAAGCGAAUCUUCGUUCAACGUGCUUAAGCGGUCAUUACAAGCAGAAGGACCGCGAUUCCUGUUUAAAGGCUGGACGCCCGCCUUCGUCCGCCUUGGGCCUAAUACUGUGCUGAUGUUCGUCUUCUUCGAGCAACUGAAAAAGGGUUGGCGAACGCUGUUCCCCGCGUCGUAAUCACCGUCGCCUUCGAUCCCGCACAAUAUCCGAGUCCGCUUCGAGACUGCUCUCGCCAGAGGUAUAGUACGCACCUUAGAUUAUUGAUUUGUUCUCCCGUAGAGCUAUCUAUCUAUCCCCGUAUCUCAUGUAUCCUUAACGUACAACGGCUAUUCCAUAUGGACCUUCGAUACUCCUACGAUGUUGCUAUCCGCAGCCUGGCUUCCCGAGA